UUAUUUGUCACCCUCCUAUGAUCCUGUAACUCUACGAUUUGUCACCCUCCUAUGAUCCUGGAACUCCAUUAUUUAUCGAAGCCAUUUAUCGGACCAAAGAGUUGCUCUCCGCUCGUCAGACGCAGUUCAGCAGUUAGUACAUUAAAUUAUUACCCUUCUGCCGAUAGCGGGCUUAGUCAUCCGAGCUUCAUUUUCUUGCUUCCGUGCGUCAGAUCGAAGCCGAAAGAGAUAUCCGCUUAUCAUGCCGAUCCCCCUUCUAGUCACGACGCAUGAGGACUCGCCGAUCCAACGGCUACCCGACGACCUGCUCUCCAGGAUCCUCCAAUCUGUCGCUAUCAUCAGAUCCGACGACAACCAGUUCGACCACGCUCUCGUGUGCAAGCAUUGGCACGACAUCGCGUGUCGCGUGCGAGACCAGAUCCGCAUCCCCUUAAACAGCUUCUCCACUCCUAGCCACGUGCUUCAGCAGCUCUCGUCAAUCCCAAGGCUCAGGAAAAUCGUCAUCUCCCCUUUCAGCAUGACCCACGUCCCUGAUUCCAUCCUCUUUCGCAUCGCCGACACGUGUCCCGACCUGACCGAGCUUUACAUUGGCGCCAUGGAUCGAGCCUACUGCUGGCAUAGCUUUUCCGAGGAUGCGCUUUCCUCCCUGUUCAGCAAGUGCACUCGGUUGGAGGAUCUUCAUCUGUAUUGCAAGGACUACAUCGAAGCCAUUCCUCCCUCCAUCGGCCGCCUCGCUUCGCUCACGAGCCUGCACCUCGUCGCACGCGGGGUCAAACUCCUUCCCGACACGUUCACCUCGUUACAGUCACUCCGACGCCUCGUGCUCGACAUGUCCAAGCUGGAGGAUCUGCCGCGGGAUAUCCGGAAGAUGACCCUUCUGGAGUCGCUGCACCUGGAAAAAUGUUAUAAGUUGGAGUCACUUCCAGAAUCUCUUUCCCAACUUGCUGGUUUCACCCGUCUUUCCAUCAGUGACUGCGACAGUCUUCAGCUCCCUGGUUCUCUUACCAGCCUCUCUUUUCUGGAGAUUCGGAAUCACGAUAUGUACUCUACUCUUUUGCUGCCCGAAGGUCUCGGGAAGCUCCCGGCACUCGAAACCCUUCUCGUGGACACCGUUGAAGAUCUGACGCCAGACCUGUUAGAAUCCAUCGGGCAGCUGCAGCGGCUGAAGCUCCUUUCCCUGACGGACUACUCCGGUGUAGUGACUCUGCCGAGGUCUCUUUCCCUGCCGACUUCCCUCACAGGCCUUAACCUGGAGGUCAAAACACUUUCCGUACUGCCUGACGACAUCGGGCUGUUACCAAAGCUUCAGAGUUUGAACCUCAAAGAGACUUACGGUGCUGAGGGCCUCAGCCUCACAAGCCUGCCUGACUCCAUCACUCUGGCCACUGCGCUCCAAACCCUUUCCCUCGAACGACUCCGAAACCUGACUUCGCUGCCCGAGGAUUUCGGGCAGCUGGCUGCUCUAGAGACGCUGCGCAUGGCUGACCUGCCAGAGCUGACACACCUGCCCGAAUCCUUUGGAAAUCUGCCGAACCUGCAGGACCUGAAAAUUGACGACUGCCCGCGGCUGCAGCAGCUGCCCGAAUCCUUUGGAAAUCUGCCGAACCUGCAGGACCUGAAAAUUGACGACUGCCCGCGGCUGCAGCAGCUGCCCGAAGGCAUGGGGAGCGACCUGAUUAGCCUGCGACAUCUGCGCCUGCUGUGCUGCACUGCUCUCACCCACCUCCCCCCAUCCUUCUCCUGCCUCACAUCUCUCGAAACCCUACGGAUCUUGCUAGCAGAUAGCUUCAGAGGCGAGCUGCCAGAGGGGUUUGGCGGCCUGAGAAGCCUCAAGAAGCUGUCUCUCUGCGCCAUGCGCCACCUGUCGGCCCUGCCUGCGUCCAUCUCCGGCCUUGUCGCCCUCACCAGCUUGCUAGUAUCAAGCUGCCCGGAGAUUAAUGAGUUACCUGCGGAUAUCGGACGGCUGGGAGCACUCGAAGAGCUGAAGAUCUCCAAGCUGGACGGUCUGGAUUCUCUCCCGCAGUCGCUGGUUGAGCUGCCCCGGCUGCGGGUGCUGGUGGUGCGGAAGUGCUCCAGGCUUAAAACGAUCUUGGGGGAUGAAGCGGUGAGAGGUGUUGAGCAGGGCCAAGGAGCAGGUGCUGCUGCUGCCAGCAGUGUCUCAGGUGGCUGCAGCAGCAGCAGUAACAGUAACAGCGCCAGCAGCAGCAGCAGCAGCAGCAGUAGCAGCGCCAUCAGCAGCUGCAGUAACAGUAACAGCACCAAAAGCAGCAGCAGUAAGAGUAACAGCGCCAGCAGCAGCAGCAGUAACAGUAGCAGCGCCAGCAGCAGCAGCAGUAACAAUAACGGCGCCAGCAGCAGCAGCAGCAGUAACAGCGCCAGCGGCAGCAGCAGCAGCAGCAGUAACAGCGCCCGCGGCAGCAGCAGCAGCAGCAGUAACAGCACCAUCGCCAGCAGCAGGAGUGACAUCGGUCCACUGCUUCCGUCCCUUCAGAGUCUCGAGCUCGAAAAUCUUCCGUUUGAAUCCCUUGGGCCGUCCCUGGGCCUGCUAUCUUCUCUGACAGCGCUGGAACUCUCUUACAUGGAGCACCUGUCGUCGCUUCCCGUUUCCAUUUCAAGCCUGUCGCAGCUGCAAAGGCUUGAAAUCUGGAACCUGGAAAAGCUGGAAGCACUUCCUGAAAACCUUGGACAGCUCUCAUGCCUUAGUUCCCUCGUACUAGGUUUUCUUGACAGUUUGUGUGAGCUGCCUGACUCGCUGGGGCAGCUGAAGAAGCUACAGACUCUGAAGAUACUGUUCUGCUCCAAUCUGGUCAGGCUUCCAGACUCGUUUCCCAAUCUGGCUUGCCUGAAGCGGUGCACGCUUCAAGCUGUGGGAAUCUCAAGCAUUCCAUAUGACUUUGGGAAACUUUCUUCUCUCCGGUUUCUGGAGCUUGAGAGCCUGCCGAACCUUCAAAGCUUGCCCGAGUCGUUUUUGCAGCUGCCCCGGCUGGAGGCACUAGAUUUGGUUGACUGCGAGCAACUCUCUGAGAUCCCGCCGGCUCUCCUGGCAAUGCCUAUGGAGCGGGGGUUUAAAAUUCGUGGCUGUCCUUCGCGCCUCAGGUCCGAUGGAGAGCUUUUCAGAUUAUUGGAUGGCGGGGGUUGGAAAAGUUUCUUUCAAGAGGAAAGUGAUGGUUCAGAGGAUGGUGAUGAGUCAUGGGAUAUUCGCGAGGGUGAAGACGAGGGGGGCAGCGACAAGGAGGAUGAAGAUGAUGGGGAGGAGGGGGAAGGUGGGGUUGGGGUUAGGGGGGGGAGGAUGGUGAAGAAUUAGGGUAGGUGGAUGGUGAGAAAGCGAGGUUUUUUGGAGGGAGAGGAGAUGAGAGGGGAAGGGUGUGGGUCGGUGGUAUGAGUUUGGGGAGGACGUUCGUUUAUGCAAGACCUACAAUUUUGUCUCUAAGCCGGUGUCAAAUACCGACACAAUUAUAUUUAUAUUUUUAGCUCGUUUACGAUAUGUAGUGGGAU
This is a messenger RNA of Closterium sp. NIES-67, 3495 nucleotides long. The record is from the annotation of a GenBank genome assembly. NCBI's taxonomy places the organism in Eukaryota, Viridiplantae, Streptophyta, Zygnematophyceae, Desmidiales, Closteriaceae.